This is a messenger RNA of Adineta ricciae, 1014 nucleotides long. The record is from the annotation of a GenBank genome assembly. NCBI's taxonomy places the organism in Eukaryota, Metazoa, Rotifera, Eurotatoria, Adinetida, Adinetidae.
AUGUCUUCGAGUAGUGUAAGUCCUGGUCUGCUAAUCGCUCCAACACAGUUGAAUAUCUACUUUGGAUUAUUUAUAUAUGUAACUGGUGUUCUUGGCAGUAUUGGAAAUGUAAUUAUUUACAGAUCUCGAUCACUACGCGAUCGCGCUUGUUCUGUUUAUUUACUUUGGCGAUCUGUUGUUGAUUUUAUUUAUAUGAAUUCAAUUCUUUUAACACGGAUUUUGCAAAAAGGAUUUAAAAUUUCAAUCACAACUCGAUAUGAAUAUUUGUGUAAAAUUCGUCAAUUUGGCUCGAGUUAUGGAAAUCAACUUGCUUUUAUGUUCUUAGCCUUGGCAACACUCGAUCGAAUCUUCUUGGCACAUCGAUCAGCUGCUUUGCGCCGAUGGGGAAAUCGUGUUUCGUUAGCUAGAAAACUCGUGAUCUUCUCUUGUGUCAUAUGGUUAAUCGCACUUUUUCAUAAAUUAAUCUGGUAUGGCGGUGCAGCGAAUGGAAAAUGUGAAGCUCAACCGGGUUUCUAUGCUUAUUUCGACAAUCUGUUCGGCGCAAUUGUCACAUGUCUUUUUCCAAUGAUUGUUUUAACUAUUCUUGGUGUUUUCAUUGGACGGAGUGUUCAUCAUAUUGCUGAACGACGACGGGUUGUUCCUGCAGUGGCAAACGGUGGAGGAAAUCAUGGAGAACAAUCUGCUAUACAGAAAAUGGAUGUACAAUUGACAACCAUGCUCUUCUUGGAUAUAUUUGUUGCAAUGAUCUCGUUUUUACCGUACGCAGCUAAUUUAAUUUACGGAAAUAUUACAGGAAAUUGGUCAAAAUCAGCAUUACAAGUUGCGUGGGAGAAUGUUAUUGGUGAAAUUAUCAAUUUGUUGUCUUAUACGUUUUUCAGUACCUCAUUCUAUGUUUCAAUUAUUUCAUUGACUGGCUUUCGGGAUCAACUCUUACGGGCAAUUCGAUUAAAGAAACCCAAAGUAACAGUUUAUUCACGAACAGCUGUUACGACGAAUAGAACUGCUCAAAUUUAG